Messenger RNA from Lacerta agilis (Sand lizard), 1909 nucleotides. Its product is annotated as keratin, type II cytoskeletal 5-like. Gene Ontology annotation, biological process: intermediate filament organization; keratinization. Gene Ontology annotation, molecular function: structural constituent of skin epidermis. Bases 107 to 1909 code for a protein of 600 amino acids. Gene Ontology annotation, cellular component: keratin filament. NCBI's taxonomy places the organism in Eukaryota, Metazoa, Chordata, Lepidosauria, Squamata, Lacertidae. The record is from RefSeq and is a predicted model, not a curated record. The transcript is spliced from 9 exons.
CCUCUAUAUCAGAGGGGUUCCAUCUUCUCCAUCCUCUGCUCUUUCCCUGCAGCUCCGCUUCUAGUCAAAACCUUCUCCUCACAUUUUCUCUCUGAAAGAAACCAUCAUGAGUUUCACAUCCUUUCGAUCAUCCUCCGGAGGGGCAAGAAGAGGCUUCAGCUCUGGCUCUGCAAUAGUUGGUGGUGGUGGUGGUGGAAGAUCGGGUUUCAGCUCCUAUUCCGUUGCUCGGGUUGGAGGAGCAAGAGCUGGAGGAGGUGGCGGCGGCGGCCUUGGAGUCGGUGGAUUUGGCAGCCGAAGUCUGUACAACUUGGGUGGAAGCAAGCGCAUCUCGUACGGUGCCGGCAUGGGGGGCUUCCAACCCGGUUUCGUUGGAUAUGGCGCUGGUGGGGGAGCUGGGUUUGGUUAUGGUGUUGGUGCCGGUGGCGGUGGCGGCUUUGGUUUUGGCGGGCCUGGGAUGGGAGGUGCUGGUGGCUUUAUGGUAGGUGGAAGAGGUGGCCCAGGGUUCCCAGUUUGCCCACCCGGUGGCAUCCAAGAGGUGACCGUCAACCAGCACCUCCUACAACCCCUCAACCUUGAAAUUGACCCAGAGAUCCAAAGGGUCCGCACACAUGAGAGGGAACAGAUCAAGACACUCAACAACAAGUUUGCCUCCUUUAUUGACAAGGUCCGAUUCCUGGAACAGCAAAAUAAAGUCCUUGAAACCAAAUGGGACCUCUUACAACAGCAGGGGACAACUGUGCGACAAAACAGAGUUGAACCCAUGUUUGAGGGUUAUAUCAACAACCUCAGGAGGCAGCUUGAUUCUAUUUUGAAUGAACGGGGAAGACUGGACUCAGAACUGAGGAACAUGCAAGACAUGGUGGAAGACUUCAAGAACAAAUAUGAAGAUGAAAUCAACAAGCGUACCGGUGCAGAGAAUGAAUUCGUGGUGCUGAAGAAGGAUGUUGAUGGUGCCUAUAUGAACAAGAUUGAGCUCGGUAGCAAAGCAGAUUCUCUGAAUGAUGAAAUUCUGUUCCUGAAAAACCUGUUUGAGCUGGAACUAAGUAAUAUGCAGCAGCAGGUAUCAGAUACCUCUGUUGUGCUUUCAAUGGACAACAACAGAAGCCUGGACUUGAACAGCAUCAUUGCUGAAGUCAAGGCGCAGUAUGAAGACAUUGCCAACAGGAGCCGAACCGAGGCGGAAAGCUGGUAUCAAAGCAAGUAUGAAGAGCUACAGGUCUCUGCCGGACGCCACGGUGAUGACCUUCGCAACACCAAGACAGAAAUUUCUGAACUUAACCGGGUGAUCCAGAGGCUGCGAAGUGAAAUUGAUGCCGUGAAGAAACAUUGUGCCAAUCUACAGGCUGCCAUUGCUGAGGCUGAGGACCGCGGGGAGCUCGCCCUCAAGGAUGCCAGGCACAAACUGAAUGAGUUGGAGGAAGCCCUGCAAAGAACGAAGCAGGACCUGGCUCGGCAGCUCAAGGAGUACCAGGAGCUGAUGAACGUCAAACUGGCCCUGGACAUUGAAAUCGCCACCUACAGGAAGCUGAUAGAAGGAGAGGAAAUCAGGUUGUCAGAAGGCCCUGGAAAUGUGAGCUACUCUGUGGUCAGCAGCACCACCACCUCUGGCUACGCUGGCGGAAGUGGCCUUGCGUUAGGAGGAGGACACGGUGGCGGCAUGGGAGGAGGUUUUGGACUCGGAGGAGGUGGCGGCUAUGCGGUUGGAGGUGGCGGAAGCGGAUUCGGCGGCGGCUUCGGCAGCGGCGGCGGUGGCUUCGGCGGCGGCAGUGGCUACGGCGGCGGAGUCAGUAUGGGAGGUGGUAGCAGUUACAGCUCCGGCGGUGGCCGUAUCUCCUCAAGUGGAGGAGGAGGAAGCUCCAGUGUGAAAAUUGUAUCGAAAACCACUUCGAGCAAGAAAAGUGUCUAUUAA